Molecule: messenger RNA, 1705 nt
Organism: Eurytemora carolleeae
Lineage: Eukaryota; Metazoa; Arthropoda; Copepoda; Calanoida; Temoridae
Product: protein FAM122A-like
Exons: 2
Coding region: 13-957 (314 amino acids)
Molecular function (GO): protein serine/threonine phosphatase inhibitor activity
Source: RefSeq, a predicted model, not a curated record
CAGGAGAAUUUCAUGUUUUUAAUUUCAGAUCAAGUGUAUGAUAAUGAAUUAAGCAUGGAGAUAGAUAUUCCUGGAGAUUUAGAGGCGGACUCAGAGGUCGAGGAUACACUGACCAACGGUUUAAAGAGAUCAUCCUCAGCUCCCCUCAUCCCUCAAUUAAUAGCCUCCGAUCCUCCAGCCCAAAAGAGACUGAGAGCCUCCUACGUCACAAGAAGCUGGAGAAGAUGGAGUACUAGUGUGAGUCCUGUUAGUCCUAGUGGAGGGGGAGGAGGAGGGCAAACAGGUUGGGCCAGGUUAAACCGUCUCAAGGUUGAGGAAACUAGAGAUGUCGGGAAGAACGAGAUAGCCACAGAGCGCGAGGUUCAGAGAGAAAUAUCGAUGGAGAAAAAUCUGUCUCAGUCUUGGGAGGAUUUAUCUUUAAGUGACAACAAGGAGACGAGAGGAAGACGGAAAACAACAGACCCAACCAUUCCUCUCACCAUAGGUGUCGGUCCUUUCCCGUCCCCUCGGACCUCACCUUCUCCCUCCCCCUCCCCCACCAGAUCAUCCGUGACAGGGAAGCAGUGCUACUCCCCUUCUAUGCAGAUGCCGGUCCCCACCAACCUCUCCUUUACCCCCAGUCCAAGCUCUAGUCCCACCAGGAGAUCCUGGACCUCACGGAGAAGCUUGUCUCCAAUCACCCUCCGUCCGUCAGCUUUGGGACCGGUGAAACGGAAAUGUAUGCUGGAUGAUGGGGAAUGUACUCCGUCUAAGCGUCAGUCCUCCAACCUACUGAUAACCCAAUCCACACGUUCUGCUCCUUACAAGGUACCCUGGUCCAGUAGCUGGUCCACUCCGCAACCUUCUCCACGCCCACCUUCAGAAACCUCAAGAGAAAACUCUCCGGUUCCCACAGCUCUAACUCUGGAGCAAGCUCGUGAAGAGGAUAAGAUGGAAACAAAAGAAACCCAAGUUUAGUUUAAAUAAUUCUCAUUCAUUCUUGCAGAAAUCAUUGAAUACAAUCAGGUUUAUUGAUUUCUUCUGUCCUCGUAAUAUUUAAUUUGCUUUUUAGUUAUUUAUUUAUAUUCGCUUUAAUUAUUCAUUGUACUAAUUCAUCAAAACAAAGUUUGUUUGUUCUUUAAAAGAUAUCGAGUACAUUUUAUGUCCUUAAUCAAAUUUCAACAUUCUUUUUUUUUUUCUUCUAAAUUUCAGUACUAAGGAAGUUAUACAAAAAUUUCAUGACUUUUUUAAGGUAAAAUAUCAACGGAACUAUUGUUAAAUUUAUUAAUUUUUCUGGGACGUGUCACUUUAAAUGUUCAAGAAUGCAUAUUUUUUCGGAAUAGAUGCAAAGCCCAAAUUUCAUGAAAUGUCAUGAAUGUAAGCUCAAGAAUAUUUUUCUCAUUGUUAUAAUUUUUAUAUUUAAUUUGAAUUUAAACCAAGAGAAUCUACCAUAUAUUCCCCCGAGCUGUUAAUUACUUUCGUACUUAUUGAAUAUGUCCAAUAAUCGUGAUACUGUUUUAAUCCUUUUCUACAGUUUUCCAUAUUGAGACUUAAACCAUAUUUAGCUACAGUCCUCUAGUCUUCAUGUAUAUAUCUGUAAAAAAGGUACUGAGAGUACCAUUAAAUGUUAAAGUUGGAGGAAUACUACCAAAAAUCAUGUUAUAAGCUUAAAGCCCUGGGUGUAGAAAUAUUAUUUUCGGAGACACCCCCCCCCCCCCAUUUUAUC